AACACUGUUUAUCUUUAAGACCGGUAGGUGGUGCAGUAACACGGGGUACAAUGCGGAUUUAAUCCAAAGAAGAAGAAGACGUGUAGCAGACACCAUGUUCAAUUGCUGAAAUUAAUAUAAAUAAAUUGUCAGAGUUACAGAAACCUCUGCUGGUACAAAGAUGCCCGCCGGCGUGUCUUGGCCAAGAUACACGAAAAUGCUCGUAGCCAGUGUGUUGUCCAUGUUUGCUGGUGCUGAAGUUGUCCAUCGGUAUUAUCGCCCUGAUUUGAGCAUUCCAGAGAUUCCUCCGAGGCCUGGAGAACUGCAGACAGAGCUUCUUGGAUUGAAGACACAACAGACAGCUUCUGAGAAACACUGAUAUUAGUUUCCACAAAGUGUGUAGAUAUGUAUAAAUUGAAUAUAACGACAUAAACAUGUUAGUGUCAUGACCUUGUAAUAUUUUGUGAAAAUCCAUAAUGGAAGAAUAAAGUUAUUUGUAUUUUUAUUUAAUCAGUAAAA
Molecule: messenger RNA, 498 nt
Organism: Tachysurus vachellii
Lineage: Eukaryota; Metazoa; Chordata; Actinopteri; Siluriformes; Bagridae
Product: ubiquinol-cytochrome-c reductase complex assembly factor 6
Exons: 4
Coding region: 161-358 (65 amino acids)
Biological process (GO): mitochondrial respiratory chain complex III assembly
Cellular component (GO): mitochondrion
Source: RefSeq, a predicted model, not a curated record